CUUUGAUCUUAGGUGAGUUCCAGUCAAAGUCAAAGAUUUCUUCACUCAUCCCUCAGUGUUUUGAUGAUAAUAACUGAGGAGGUACCAUAGAAUUCUCUCUGAACUGACAGCUGUAAACCGUGUGAGGGCCCGCUGGGAUGUCAGUGUCCAGCUUAGUGCUCUGUCUUGUGGUUCUGCUCCUCCAACUUUGGGGGGCACACACACUGCCCCCUACACCACCAUGUAUCAACCACUGUUUAUGCCACAAGACUCCACUCCUAAACUGCUCCUCAUCUGGCUUAUCUGAGGCUCCAUCACAGAUCCCAGUAACUGCCACAGCCCUGGACCUAUCCCAUAAUGCUCUACAGUCUCUGGUUCCUCUUGGUUCUGGUCGUUUGAGAGGGCUUCAGCAUCUCUGGGUGGGAGAUAAUGCUCUGGAAACUCUGUCACUGUGUUUGGGGAAAGGUUUGAAGGCAACUAAGACCCUAACAGGAAGGAGAGAGCGCUGUCUGACGUGGGCACCUGAUCUUCAGCUUCUAUCUGCUGAGAGAAACCAGCUAAAACGAAUACCAGGAGGACUCUGCAGUAUAAAGUCAUUGCAGGUGCUUCAGCUCUCCCAUAACAGAAUCUCUGAACUUGGUCCUACUGACUUGUUUGGGUGUACUGACCUGAAAGAGGUUCACCUCCAGCAUAACCUCAUCAACACUGUCCACCCACAGGCCUUUAAGGACCUGCCCAGUUUACAGGUCCUUGACCUGAGCUAUAACCUGCUGACCAUCAUACCUCUGCCAGCUUACUUGUCUCUACGGAACUUGAAUACGUUGGUGGCCAUUUCUGGAAAUAGAUGGAGGUGUGAUUGUAACUUAAAGACAAUAAGGAGAUGGCUAAGCUUCGACAAUGAAGUGGGUAAUCCAGGAUGGAAAGUGGUGUGUUUCUCUCCGCCUCAUAAUGCUGGAAAGGAUCUGCUACAUCUGAAGGAAUCUGAUCUUACCUGUCCACCACCUGUAUAUAGCACACCAGGCCUCGUUAAGGAGGUGACUGUAGAUGAGAGCACAGAAUUAUUGCUUUCCUGUGCAACCCAAGACUUCAUGCAGGCUCAUUGGUGGACACCUCAUGGCCAAGUCUCUGAAAAUCAACAAGUACUUCUUAUCAGCAAUGUCACAGAGCAGCAUGCAGGACUCUAUGUCUGUGUCUCAGGAUUUCAGGAAGAGCAUGUGUCAAUAUUUAAUCUACAUGUUCAUAAAAGAGUUCAUGACACAAGGCUGCGACGAGAAGCCCAGAAUAUUUUGGAUGACCUUACCAAAGAAGCAAACCUGAACAUACAGAGAAAUGUGCGAACUGUGUCUCAGCAAGACUUUGUAUUAGCUGUCUGCCUUUCUGUCUCCAUUACAUUUAUCGUGGCCUUUGUCAUUGGUGUUCUGGUAAGGCCACUUCUGGAUAAAUUAUGCAAGAAAAUUCGAUCAAAGAGAGAUACUGCAUCAUCGUCUAUAAACUCACAGACUUCCUCCACUCGACAAAGGCCAUAUGUGAAUGAAGGAUAUUCUGAUGCAGAUGAAGGUGUGCAAGAAGUGCGAGUGGGAUCAAGAGUGACAUUUGGUGGGGUCACAGAAGUAAAUGACUGUGGGGGAAAUAUUCCUUAUUAUGUCACUGUAGAAGACGCCAAGUCAGACAGCUCUUCUGAGAAUAAUACAGAUGUUGACAUAUCAUAUGAGAAAACACAGGGGAAUGAAUCAUUCACUGAAAAUGUUGAAAACCAUUGUGUUGAGAUGGAAGAUCUAAAGAGCAGAGAAGGCAGCCAUCCCAGCAGCUCACUACAAGUCAGCAAAGAAGUACUUUUGAGAAAAGAGAACACAAAAACAUCAGAACCGAAACCAGCCUGUGGGUACCCAAACGCUGAAUCUACCAAAAUCAUGGAGUUUGAGCCCAUUCCAGACCAAGAGGACACCACAGAGUUAGAAGAGACAAGUAUUUCACCAGUAUCAUCUCAAUCAGAAUUGCCACAAGAACUAGAGUCCUAUGAAGUAAAAGAGUCAUUUGAGCAAAGUGUAGAUCCCCCUGUAGUCACUGUACAUGAAGAUAAAGAAGGCAACACAGGCCAGGAGGCAACAAUACCAGGAUUUACAACUGACCCACUGUUUGAUCUGAAGGAACAGAAUGUGGAUGACCUGGACCCAGAUUUAUGGAAUGAUAGUGGGGACAGUUUUUCAUUCACUGAUGAAUCUCCAAGGUCAAGCAGCAGAGUUACACAACUUGCUGUUCUUGAUUAUCCACUUUUUGAAAAGGAAAUGUCUGUGGAUAAGUCUGAAGAAGAACAAGCAGAAUACACUGUAAACCCAGAGGAAGAUGAAGAAUCAGAAACCUAUCCACACUCAGGAAAUGAAGACCUUAAUGGAAACAAGCUCUCGACUCCGGAGCAAGAUGCUUUAACUGAUGAGCCAAGCACAGGUGCACGUUUCAGACAAGAUACUAUUACGCUGGACCCAUCAGAUGUACAUUUGACCUGUACUCGAGAGGAUAGUUUUGAUGAUUGGCCAUUUACAGACCAGAAUGAGAGCUCAGAUUCUUCAAACAUUGUACAUAUUAAUGAAGAACCUGCACAAUACCAUGUGCAUCCUGUUUAUAGGACGGGUCGAAAAACAACCAACCAUUUGGGAAAAGAUAGAUCAGGUGCCUGUAGCUCCAGUGAAGAUGAAGAGGAACAAGCUGAAAAUGCUUACUACCCUAGGAGGCUUGAGAUAAAAACAGAACCAGAGGUUAAUAGUGAGGGUGUCAUUCCAGUCAAAAACCCAAACAACAUAUUCAGUAUCAACUUUGACAAUUCCUCAAGCAGCACAGAUAUAGAGGAGAAGACCGAUAAGGAGGGAGAGAGAAAGAGCUUUAAACGACUGAGUGGACUGAGUUCACUGCUGUUUAACAGAAAUGGGGCUGAAACAGAUAAGAAGGUUGCUCAAACCCCAUCCAAAACAACAAAUAAAGACAGCUGGAAAAUUGGGGGUAUCUUGGGUUUGUCCUUCAACAAACAGACAGUGGUACCCGAGGACAAUGAUAAUCCAAACACAAAUAAAGAAAGUUUCUUUGGAGCAAUAGAACAAGCCUUUGGCCAGCUACCAAAACUUAAAAGAUCUCUUCUGUUCUCAGUCUCUCAACCUGAAUCUUCAAUUCAACAUAGGAGUGCACCUGUUGUAGAGGCAGGAUAUGACUCAAAGAUAUCCCAACUGAACUUCUCCUUAGAAGAGAGUUUCAUUGGAAAGAUUGAUGUUCCUUUGGAUCCAGUACCAAAAAUAAAGAGAUAUCUCCUGUUCUCACAUCCUGAGCCUUCAGAUCUGAUACCAUCAUUUAUACAGACAGAAAGAGCCACACCAGAGUUAAAGACUGAAACACAAUCUGUGAGAUCUGAAUCUACACUUGAGGAUAAGCUCAGCCCAAAUUCUACUGAAGACAGUUUCUUUGGGCAAAUAGGUGCAUCUCUUGAUGAAGUGCCCAUGGUUAAGAGAUACAUUCAGUUCACUCAAUCUGAACCUCAACCUUCAGCCAAGUCUCCGUCAACGUCUUUAAAGACAGAAAGUUUCAUACCAGUGUUAGGGUCUAAACCACGAUCUGUGAAAUCUGAUUCUUCUUCUGAAGAUGACAUCAGUCCAACCUCUACUAGAGACCAUUUCUUUGGGCAAAUAGGUGCAUCUCUUGAUGAAGUGCCAAAAGUGAACAGAUACAUUCAGUUCACUCAAUCUGAACCUCAACCUUCAGCCAAGUCCCCGUCAACGUCUUUAAAGACAGAAAGUUUCAUACCAGUGUUAGGGACAAAACCACAAUCUGUGAAAUCUGAUUCUUCAUCUGAAGAUGACAUCAGUCCGUCCUCUACUGGAGACAAUUUCUUUGGGCAAAUAGGUGCAUCUCUUGAUGGAGUGCCAAAAAUGAACAGAUACAUUCAGUUCACUCAAUCUGAACCUCAACUUUCAACGCAGUCCCCGCCAACAUCUUCAAAGGCAGAAAGUUUCAUACCAGUGUUAGGAACUAAAACACAGUCUGUGAGAUCUGAAUCUACAUCUGAGGAUAAGCUCAGUCCAACCACUACUGGAGACAAUUUCUUUGGGCAAAUAGGUGCAACCCUUGAUGAACUGCCAAAGGUUGAGAGAUACAUUCAGUUCACUCAAUCUGAACCUCAGCUUUCAACGCAGUCCCCACCAACAUCUUUAAAGGCAGAAAGUUUCAUACCAGUGUUAGGAACUAAAACACAGUCUGUGAGAUCUGAAUCUACAUCUGAGGAUAAGGUCAAUCCAACCUCUACUGAAGACAGUUUCUUUGGGAAAAUAAGUGCAUCUCUUAACGAAGUGCCAAAGGUUAAGAGAUACAUUCAAUUCUCUCAAUCUGAACCUCAACCUUCAGCCAAGUCCCCAUCAACAUCUGUAAAGGCAGAAAGUUUCAUAACAGUGUUAGGGACUAAACCACAAUCUGUGAAAUCGGAUUCUUCAUCUGAAGAUGACAACAGUCCAACCUCUACUGGAGACAGUUUCUUUGAGCAAAUAGGUGCAUCUCUUAAUGAAGUGCCCAAGGUUCAGAGGUACAUUCAGUUCACUCAAUCUGAACCUCAGUCUUCAGUCAAGUCCCCGUCAACAUCCUUAAAGUCAGAAAGUUUCAUACCAGUGUUAGGGACAAAACUACAAUCUGUGAGGUCUGAAUCUACUUCUAAGGAUAAGCUCAGUGCAACCUGUACUGGAGACAAUUUCUUUGGGCAAAUAGGUGCAUCUCUAGAUGAAGUGCCAAAAGUGAACAGAUACAUUCAGUUCACUCAAUCUGAACCUCAAUCUUCAGUCAAGUCCCCAUCAACAUCUUUAAAGGCAGAAAGUGUGUUAGGGACAAAACUACAAUCUGUGAGGUCUGAAUCUACUUCUAAGGAUAAGCUCAGUGCAACCUGUACUGGAGACCAUUUCUUUGGGCAAAUAGGUGCAUCUCUUGAUGAAGUGCCAAAAGUGAACAGAUAUAUUCAGUUCACUCAAUCUGAACCUCAACCUUCAGUCGAGUCCCCAUCAACAUCUUUAAAGGCAGAAAGUUUCAUACCAGUGUUAGGGACAAAACCACAAUCUGUGAGAUCUGAAUCUACAUCUGAGGAUAAGCUCAGUCCAACCACUACUGGAGACAAUUUCUUUGGGCAAAUAGGUGCAACCCUUGAUGAACUGCCAAAGGUUGAGAGAUACAUUCAGUUCACUCAAUCUGAACCUCAGCUUUCAACGCAGUCCCCACCAACAUCUUCAAAGGCAGAAAGUUUCAUACGAGUGUUAGGAACUAAAACACAGUCUGUAAGAUCUGAAUCUACAUCUGAGGAUAAGCUCAGUCCAACCACUACUGGAGACCAUUUCUUUGGGCAAAUAGGUGCAACCCUUGAUGAACUGCCAAAGGUUGAGAGAUACAUUCAGUUCACUCAAUCUGAACCUCAGCUUUCAACGCAGUCCCCACCAACAUCUUUAAAGGCAGAAAGUUUCAUACCAGGGUUAGGAACUAAAACACAGUCUGUGAGAUCUGAAUCUACAUCUGAGGAUAAGGUCAGUCCAACCUCUACUGGAGACAAUUUCUUUGGGCAAAUAGGUGCAUCUCUUGAUGAAGUGCCAAAAGUGAACAGAUACAUUCAGUUCACUCGUUCUGAACCUCAACCUUCAGUCGAGUCCCCAUCAACAUCUUUAAAGGCAGAAAGUGUGUUAGGGACAAAACUACAAUCUGUGAGGUCUGAAUGUACUUCUAUGGAUAAGCUCAGUCCAACCUCUACUGGAGACAAUUUCUUUGGGCAAAUAGGUACAUCUCUUGAUGAAGUUGUAAAGGUUAAAAGAUACAUUCAGUUAACUCAAUCUGAAGCUCAGCCUUCAGUCAAGUCCCCAUCAACAUCUUUAAAGGCAGAAAGUGUCAUACCAGUGUUAGGGACAAAAUCACAAUCUGUGAGGUCUGAAUCUACAGCUGAGGAUAAGCUCAGUCUAAACUCUACUGGAGACAAUUUCUUUGGGCAAAUAGAUGCAUCUCUUGAUGAAGUGCCAAAAGUGAACAGAUAUAUUCAGUUCACUCAAUCUGAACCUCAAUCUUCAGUCAAGUCCCCGUCAACAUCCUUAAAGGCAGAAAGUUUCAUACCAGUGUUAGAGUCUAAACCACACUCUGUGAGAUCUGAAUCUAUAGCUGAGGAUAAGCUCAGUCCAAACUGUAGUGGAGACAAUUUCUUUGGGCAAAUAGGUGCAUCUCUUGAUGAAGUGCCAAAAGUGAACAGAUACAUUCAGUUCACUCAAUCUGAAGCUCAACCUUCAGCUCAGUUCCCAUCAACAUCUUUAAAGGCAGAAAGUUUCAUAUCAGUGUUAGGGACUAAACCACAAUCUGUGAGGUCUGAAUCUACAGCUGAGGAUAAGCUCAGUCUAACCUCUACUGGAGACAAUUUCUUUGGGCAAAUAGAUGCAUCUCUUGAUGAAGUGCCAAAAGUGAACAGAUAUAUUCAGUUCACUCAAUCUGAACCUCAAUCUUCAGUCAAGUCCCCGUCAACAUCCUUAAAGGCAGAAAGUUUCAUACCAGUGUUAGAGUCUAAACCACACUCUGUGAGGUCUGAAUUUUCAUCUAAGGAUAAGCUCAGUCCAACCUCUAAUGGAGACAAUUUCUUUGGGCAAAUAGGUACAUCUUUUGAUGGAGUACCUAAAGUGAAGAGAUACAUUCAGUUCACACAAUCUGAGCCUCAACCUUCAGAUCUGCUACCAUCAUUUAUGAAAACAGAAAGAAUCACGAAAGUACAGUCUGGGAGAUAUAAUUUGCCAUCUGAGAAUGAGCUCAGCUCACCCAGAAAGGAAGGGAAUUUCUUUGGGCAAAUAGGUACAUCACUCAAUGAAGUGCCAAAGGUGAAGAGAUACAUUCAGUUCACACAAACUGAAUCUUCAGCUGAAACACCAACAUCUUCACAUUCAGAAAGGGUCACACCAACAUUUGCAACUAAAAUACAGUCUGUGAGAUCUGAUCCUCCAUCUGAGGUCAGGCUCACUACACCCUCCAAUGGAGACAGUUUCUUUGGGCAAAUUGAUGGAGUACCAAAACUGAAGAGAUACAUUCAGUUCACACAAUCUGAGCCUAUUUCUCAAACUCCUUCAAAUGAACCAAAAAUCCAUGCAGGCAUGGUAAUAAACAUUAAUUCAUCAUCUGAAGAUGGUGUCAAAGCAGAUGCUGACAGCUUCUUUGGGCAAAUUGACACAUCCCUUGAUGGAAUACCAAAAGUAAAAAGAUACCUUCAGUUCACACAACAUUUGACUCAGCCUUCAUCCCAGUUUUUGGACACACAAAUAGCUACACCAGAGCUUUUGACAAAAACAGAAUUACUGCAAACCAGUUCUACACCUGACUAUAUCAAACCAAUUAACAAAGACAGUUUGUUUGGGAACACGGACACUCCUCUUUAUGGAAUUACAAAAGUAAAAAGAUAUAUUCAGUUCACCCAAUGUGAAUCUCAUUCUUCAGACUACACCUCUGAUAAUGAAGCAAAGCCAAGCAGCAACAAAGAUAAUUUCUUUGAAGGAAUAUAUAUAUCUCCUGAUCAUAUACCAGAAGUAAAGAGAUCUCUUCAGUUCACACAAUCUCAUCCAAAACUUGAAAAUCAGUUAUUUUCUCCUUCUUUAAACAAAGAAAGAAUUACUACUGAGUUUGUGACAAAAAGAGAACCAGUUAGUUCCAAUUAUUCAGCUGACAGAGACAUCAGGCCAAACAACCAAGACAGCUUAUUUGAUCAGUUGAAUACGUCUUUUGACGGAGUACCAAAGGUGAACAGAUACAUUCGGUUUUCACAAUCUGAAGAUUGCCUUCCAAAUACUAAAUACCCAAGUACAGAAAAGGCCAGAGAAUCUGAUUCCUUAUCUGAGAAAGAGUUCAGUACCACUACCACAGAAAACAGUUUCUUGCAAAUACAUACAUCUCUUCAUGAAGUUCCAAAGGUAAAGACAUACAUUCACUUCACACAAUCUGAACCCCAAACCCUGUCACCACACCCUCACACUCAAAUUCCGAUAUGCACACCAAAAGAUAGAAGAGUAGAAUCAAUGGAUUCUGAGGUAAAUGUCAGUGUAAAAGAUGAAGAUUUCUUCUGGCAAAUACCCGCGUCUUUCAGUACUCUACAAAGGCCAAAACGCUCUCUCAUUUUUACAACUUCUGAUCCACAGAAUCAAAAUCAGAUACAAGCUCUUUCACUGAUACAUGAUUCAUCAUUUAAUGUGAAAGUAAGCACAGAAAAAAGUAGGUUAGAACAACUUCCAAGGCCUAAAAGGACACUCUAUUUCUCCAAUUCAGAUCCUUACAGGCAAUCUCACCAACCACUUACACAAACAGAAUUAGCAACAUCAGAGUUUGAGACAAUAGAAUCAAGGUUGUCAAGUUUGGGUGCCCCCCUCAGCACUGAAAGCAGUGACUUCUCCCCUCACAACUUACCCAUUCCCACAAGAUCCCUGCAAUUCCCCACCUCAGAAGAACUGUCUGAGCAAGUCACUGACUUAGACCAAGUUCCCAAACUGAGAACGAGUCUAGGGACAGACACUCCACUUCAGGAUGAAAACAAAACACCCACAACCUCCUCAGGAAAGGAUGGCGCCAGAGAGUAUCUUAGAGACAGCUCUCAAGCUCGUCUAAGGCAGGAACGGAGGAGAUUACUGUUUCAGCAGAAAAGGAGAGCCAUGGAUGGGUUCAGUUUGACCUCUCCUUCUUCCACAUCACAAGAACGGGAUAAGCAAGGAGGCCCAUCAGAUCAUUAUGAAGGCACAGUCCGGCCCCACGCAGAUCACUCUCUCCAAGGUGUUCCUACAGUACCUGCAAGCUCUGCAAGCCACAUGGAUGCAAAAGGCUCAGGAUUCAAGGGGUUAAGUGCCAAGCGCAUCUCAUCCCUAAAAUACAAAUCAGCCCUGCAUGAAGGAACUUAUAAAAGUCGUAGUGAUGAUUAAAAGUGGUUUGAUUUUUAAACAUUUAAUAUGUAUGUGUAUAGAUUUUUAAACAUUUCAUGUGCUAUGUACAUUUGUAAAAUUAUAUAAUGUAAUCUGCUAUUAUGCAAUUGUGCAAGCAGUUCACAACAGACCACUAAAAUGUUAUUUUUUUAGCAUACCAAGACUACUCAGAAGAGUUAAGAAAGCAGACUGCUUUCCCUUUACUUAUGAUACUCAAAGUAUACACUUAUACUGAACAGUGAUGUUUUUUUAAUUAUGUAAAUCAAUUUCAAGUAUUUAUUUAAUUCUUUUUCCCAUAAUUUGAAGUUGGUCAGAAGACCUCCUCAUUAAAGAAAACAAUAAGAAGGAAUAAAUGUUACCAAUGAAAUUGACAUAUGUUGAUGCCAGUCAUAAAAUAAAUCCAAAGAUAACUAACAUUGCUGUUAUCUUAACAAUAUCUAGAACUUUGAGGGGAAUAUUAGCGUCUCUCAUAGCAGCACUUACACAGCACAAUGCAUAUGCCAUCAUAAAGACAAUGCAAUCCAAAUGACUAGGGGUGUAAAGAUACAGCAAUUUGAUGCAUUUCAGUUCUCAAUACUAGAUUCACAAUUUAAUGUUCUAAUAUUUUGAUCAAAACUACAUUUACAUUUAAGGCAUUUGUCAGACACUCUUAUCGAAGGUAGUGUUAGGAGUCUUGCCCAAGGACUACUACUGGUAUAGUGUAGGGUGCUUACCCAGGCAAGAAUUGAACCCCAGUCUACAGCAUGGAAGGUAGAGGUGUUACCCACUACACUAUACCACAAACCUAAAAUUUGUUCUAUCCUUGUUCUUGCACAGCUUACUAGUGAACAUACUGGUGUGGGCUAUUGACUAGUGCUGGUGGUUUGCAAAUGCAACAAUUAACAAUCAUUCUGUAUGAUGCACAUUUUUGGAUUGCAAUAUUGGGAUGCAUUAUGACAUCCCUACAAAUUACUGACAAAAUGUAUAACAGAUCAAAAUGGCACGACAACUCGUUAAUAAACCCCUUUAUAUACUGAAUGUAGAUAGGUUACAGUGAAAACAAACACAUUUACACACAUCCAUACAUAUAUACAGUCAGAUGAGAUUGUUCAGCCCCCUGCAUUAGCCAACGUUCCCACCAAAAACAACAGUCAUAAGAAAGAAAUCCACUUGUUCUUUUCAAACCACCAUGCUAUCAAAGCAGACACUUCUUCGUUCAGAGGCACAGACAGCUAUAUGAAAGAACCUACAAAAAGUGUCUAUGGCAAUGUUAGACUGUAUGGUCUCUAACUAGCAUGCACAUCACAGUGAGUUUGUUGC
Pygocentrus nattereri (red-bellied piranha) is the source of this 10211-nucleotide messenger RNA. RefSeq lists its product as uncharacterized. The transcript has 5 exons. The coding region runs from base 138 to 8912 and encodes 2924 amino acids. Gene Ontology annotation, molecular function: protein binding. The record is from RefSeq and is a predicted model, not a curated record. NCBI's taxonomy places the organism in Eukaryota, Metazoa, Chordata, Actinopteri, Characiformes, Serrasalmidae.